GGGAAAGGGCUGGGGGCGGGGAAACGAAUCCUGGGAACGUGGGGGGCUGCGCGUGGAGCGUUUGGAGGCUCCGUGGGCGGUGGUAGUAUUGAUUUUUCUGACAUUCAUCAUGAUAACUCCAGCAUUUGAACUGAGCCAAGAUCCAAAUUUUCUUACAAUAACUAUCAAAGUACCUUAUGCACGAGUUUCAGAAUUUGAAGUCUAUUUUGAAGGGAAGUUGUUCCGUUUUUAUGCAAAACCUUACUUUCUCAGAUUAACCCUUCCUGGAAGAGUUGUAGAAGAUGGAAGAGAGAAAGCAUCAUAUGAUGAUUCAGGGAUAUUUACAAUCCACCUUCCCAAAGAGAUUCCUGGAGAGAAGUUUGAUGGCCUAGAUAUGUUGACAGCUCUGUUAGCACCAAAGAAAUCCAGAUCAGCUAAACCUUUAGUGGAAGAGAUGGGUGCUCCAGAUGAAGAGAACAUGGAGGAGGAGGAGGAGGAAGAAGAAUUUGACUGGGAAGUAGAACAGACUCUUCAGGAAGAAAGUACAGAGGAUCCCUUGUGUCCAUCUGCUACCUAUGGAUUUGGAAGCCAGAAAUCAGGAGUAUUUAGACGUCUUCAGGAUGAACUUAAUGAAGUUGUUGAUAUUAAAAAUCCAGACUUAACCCCUGCAACUGAACGCAGAGAAAAACGACUUGCAGCAGAAGCUGCUAAAUUUGAUCCUGAUCAUUACCUGUAUGAUCUAUUUUGA
This is a messenger RNA of Python bivittatus (Burmese python), 727 nucleotides long. The record is from RefSeq and is a predicted model, not a curated record. NCBI's taxonomy places the organism in Eukaryota, Metazoa, Chordata, Lepidosauria, Squamata, Pythonidae.